This is a messenger RNA of Paramecium sonneborni, 497 nucleotides long. NCBI's taxonomy places the organism in Eukaryota, Ciliophora, Oligohymenophorea, Peniculida, Parameciidae. The record is from the annotation of a GenBank genome assembly.
UAGAAAUUGAUUUCAUUUUGGAUUGAAGUAUUCAAACUAAUAGUUGGGUACAUAUUGAAAGGAUCUCUAGAGAUGAUCACUCCUUAAUUUCUACCAAUUCCUCCUAUAAUAUUGUAAAGAGAACUAGCAACUUAAUUUUAUUCAAGAUAAGAGACAACUCUAUUAAAUGUGUUCAAAUUAUCAUUUUCUAAAACAAAUCUAUAUGUCCAAGCUAAAGAAGGUACUCCUUAUUGAAUAAAUGUUAAGAGCUGUUCUUUAGUUAAAGAAUCACCUAAUCUCCAAUUAAAUUGGAGUGACGCAACAUUGUAUUUAAGUAAAGUACUAAAUCCAACUUAAAACCAAUUCCAUUCAACUGAUUCCCCUAAAUACUUUGCAUUUUCUUUAAUGAUUAAAUGUAAAGUAAUAUUCUUUGCUUAAAUUGGGGCCUAUUCUAUGUUUUUUCCAUGUAAAAUUUGAUCUGCAACUGAUAAUAGAACACUUGUGCAUUCAGUGACGUC